UCGAGGGAGGGGAUGGAUGGGAGAAAGGACGAUGAUUGAUGGAGAGAUGAAUGUCACACGGGUGGAGAUCUCAUUUUCCGUCUCUCUUCGAGGUGGAAACCAGCUGCUUUCACUCGGAAAAGAGUCCAUACACGGCGCAGUGGGCUCAUGCACGACCCCUUAUACUUUGGUGCUCGUGCACGCGCACGUGCAUGCGUGCAGAUGUGAAUUGGGGGUUGAAGUUGUCAUCCGGUAGAGGGCGGAGUGAGAGUGUGUGUGUGUGUGUGAGAGAGAGAGAGUGAGGAGUGGGGAAGCUGCUGCUGCUGGAGCUGCAGAGGGGCUGGAGCUGCGGAAAGGAGCGGAGCGGUCACGGGCUGCGGCGGAUGCCGGGUACCUGCAGCCUAAGAGCGGACGGGAUGAGAAGCAGGAGUCGGGGGGGGUCGUCCGGUUGACUGAACAGGAAGGCUUAUAUUAGCACGAGUCGUUUGAUUGAUUGAGUCAGGUGUCCGGUGCGCACACACACACACACAUCUACACACACACACGUCUUAAGAACAGCGGGAGAUGCAUUACGUCAUAGCCUCCCGUCGCCCUAGAUGACCGCGCGCGCAGGACGGGAUGAUGCAGGGCUGCUGGGCUAGAACCGGAGCUGAUUCCGCUGCUGCUGCUGCUGCUCACGAGCGCCUGGUGGCGGUGGCGUCUCGACCGGACGUGGAAGAAGCGGAGCCGCCGUCGCGCGGCCGCCGGCUCUGAUGGCUCCACGCGCCCCGUGCGGGAAAGAGACACAGCAGUCGCCGCGGCGCGAGAGGGAAGGGGACAGCAGGUAUCUGGGAAGUGACGUGGUACACGCGCCCCGCGAGAAAGCACAACGGUGCGCUUGUCGUGCAUUUCGCAGGAGGGCAGGAGCGGGAAGGGGAACAUGGCCGCGCAGUCGGACGGCGGCAAAGCCGGGGUCGGGUGCGGCGGCGGCGGUUUCGCCCAGCUUUACGAUGUCGAUGCCGAGGAGCCGCUGGACUCCGCCGCGAUCCACAUCUGUCAGUGCUGCCGCACCUCCGCUUGCUACUGGGGCUGCCGCUCAGCCUGCCUCGGCUCUCUGCUCGGCGGGGGCCAGCCUGCCGGAGGGGUCGGCAUCCGGGAGACUCACUGCCCGCCCCGGGAGCAGCUGUGGCUGGACUGCCUCUGGAUCAUCCUCGCCCUCCUCGUCUUCUUCUGGGACGUUGGCACGGACCUGUGCCUGGCGGUGGACUACUAUCAGAGGCAGGACUACCUCUGGUUCGGCCUCACACUCUUCUUUGUGCUGGUGCCGUCGGUGCUGGUCCAGAUACUGAGUUUCCGCUGGUUCGUUCAGGACUACACGGGCGGGGGGCUCGGGGAGGUGGAGGGGCUGACCAAGCGGGGCGCGGUGGCACUGGGGUGCUUGUAUCCCGGCAGGGACCGCCUGCAGCUGGCCACCAUCUGGCUGUGGCAGGCCACCAUACACAUCCUCCAGCUGGGACAAGUGUGGAGGUACAUCAGGACCCUGUACCUGGGCAUCAUGUCACGUCGGCAGAAGGAGCACCAGCGGCGUUGGUACUGGGCCAUGAUGUUCGAGUACGCGGACGUCAACAUGCUGCGGCUGCUUGAGACCUUCCUGGAGUCUGCACCUCAGCUGGUCCUGCAGCUCUGCAUCAUGAUCCAGGAGAACCGAGCCGAGACUCUGCAGUGCAUCUCCUCCCUGGGCUCCCUCUUGUCUCUCGCCUGGGUUCUGGCCUCCUACCACAAACUGUUGCGAGAUUCCCGUGAUGACCAGCGCAGCAUGAGCUACCGCGGGGCGCUGCUGCACCUCUUCUGGCGCCUCUUCACCAUCUCGUCCCGCGUCCUCUCGCUCGCCCUCUUCGCCUCCCUCUUCCACAUCUACUUCGGCAUCUUCGUGGUGAUCCACUGGUGCGCCAUGGCCUUCUGGGUGGUGCACGGGGGCACCGACUUCUGCAUGUCCAAAUGGGAGGAGGUGCUCUUCAACAUGGUGGUCGGCAUUGUCUACAUCUUCUGCUGGUUUAACGUGAAGGAGGGCCGGACGCGUUACAGGAUGGUGGCGUACUACACUGUGGUGCUGGCUGAGAACACCAUCCUCACUGGGCUGUGGUACGCCUACAGGGACCCAGUGUUGACCGACUCCUACGCUGUCCCGGCUCUGUGCGGCGUCUACCUGACAUUCGCCGGUGGCGUCCUCGUCAUGCUUCUCUACUACGGCUUCCUGCACCCUGCCACCACCCACCUCCAGCCAAGCCCGGCCUCGUCCUGCUGCGCCCAGCUCCUCUGGGGUCUCCCCCUACCCCCAUCAGCCCCACCAACUGCUCCACCGACCCCGGCCCACAUGACCAAGUCGCAGACGGAAGAGGAUGUGGCCGAGACGUGUCUUCCCGUCUUCCAGGUGAGAUCGGCGCCCCCCACCUCCAAACCAGAGGGCCCGCUCAUAAAGAUCGACAUGCCCAGGAAGCGUUACCCAGCAUGGGAUGCCCACUACGUAGACAGGCGCCUGCGGAGGACUAUAAACAUCCUGCAGUACAUAACGCCGGCCGCUGUGGGUAUCCGCUACCGUGACGGACCCCUGCUGUAUGAACUGUUGCAGUAUGAGUCCUCACUUUGACACACACACCAGAAAAAAGUGUACCAAUACAUUGAUGUUCAGACAUUCUCUCACACACAAUGUGGCACUUGAUGUAAGCACACAGACACAAAAGCAAUCUGUCACAAACACACACAGACACACGCACACAGUCACACACACACAGUCACAUACAAAUUCCUCGCGGGCACCUACGACCUGCGAGUCCCAUGGCCAUGACUCAACAAGCUGCUUCGAGCGCGAGUCCAUCUCCUUCUCUCUUUAUCCUCCUGUCUCUUUAUCUCCUACACCUCCGAUUAACUCUUCCCAUCGAUUUUUUUAUUUCCCACGUACCGCGCGCUCCGCCGUGAAGAAAAACAAACAAACAAAAAAAAGACGAGAAACGAGCGCCAAAGUUUCACACUGGAGUCUUUGACCACCGCAUGCCGUUUACGUUGCGUCGCUCACACUUUCACGGGUUUCAGUAGAAUUAAAAGACGUGACACAAAGAAAGAACAAAUGUCACUUUUAAUAAAAAGGAGUUCGUGAACAUGUUGUCGUUAGUCUAGUCAAAAGGUAGUGUAUAUAUUUUCUAUGUACAGAAGGGAUGUUUUUUUAUGUAUGUACUGUUACGUUGUUGACUGGAGACAGAGCAAUUGGGCACGUUGGUUCGUUGGGUUUGGUUGACAAGAUUACCGAGGAGAGUAGCAGAGCAUUAUUGGGAAAGAUGGAGAAGGAAGAUAAUGGCAUUUAAAGCGCACUCAAACAAAUUCAAAACAUCACUCGAAGUUCGAAGAAUAGUAGACAUUUUGGAAAAUGCACCCCUUCAUUGAGAUGAGAAAAUUGAUACCACACUCAUGUCUGCACUAAAUAAAAUGGAGCUGGAGCCAGGAGCUUAGCUUAGCACAACAAAGCUCAAAAAAAUAAAAGCACAUCAGUCCUUGUGCUAAUACUCUCCUGGCUGUUGCUUCAUACUUAACGGAGAGAUAAGAGCGGUGUCAUAUAACGCUCUGCUUUUCCAAAAUGUCAAUAUAUAUUCCCUGCUAAUGCUAACACUUUAGGAUAUACUUGGUUUGAACGAGGGUUAGCGAUAUUAGCUCAGAACAUGACAAGUUGUAGUAGCUCAAAAUAAGACCCAAAAACUAUAGCUGGUAAUGUAAAACUAUUUUGAACUAGUGAAACAUUGCCAGUCACUGUGUAGUGGAAGAAUUAGUGGUUUCCCGCCCAAAAAAUAUGAAAAUAAAACUAGCUACACUGGCUAAACUGGGCUAGAUAGCUGAGAUAUUAGCAUUAAGAUACACUGAGAUACGGUUUUAAACGUUAUGAAUUAACAGGAUAUACUAAAAGACAUUUUCAUUGCAGGGACGCCUGUUGUCACUUUCUCUCACUCAACAACUUGUAUGCUAACGUGUUAGCAUGUAGCUAGAGCUAAAGAUCUGCUGAGAACAGAUGAUUUUAACGUACACGAGUGAAUGUUGCUAAUCUCCCGCAAACGUAAAAGAAAGCCAUGAAACAUCAAAAACACUCUUUUAAAGGAGACCAGCUGUUGAGUCAAAGAAUCCAAAACAAAAUGGCACCCUCAUCUUACAGAUAAAUGUUCGUGGAAGAAGCGUUAGCGCCUGCUGAUGUUUUCAGUAUUACUAAUUAUAAAUUUCACCAUUAUACCACAAAGGAACAUAAGGCAGCACUGUUUUGUGAGUGUCUAUGCCAUGUGGGUAUCUAAGUUGUUCUCCAUCAUUUCCUGUUAUGCUACGAGGGGUCCUGGGACGUUACGUUUUCUUUAGGUAUUCCGUCCGUAUUGCAAAUUCUUGGUUGCGUCGGCCAGACAAUGAAAAAAAAAGUAGAUUUUCAACAGAAAGAGCAAAUGCAAGACUAAUUAUUUCUGAUCUAUCAAGUCUACCAUGAUGUCUUAAUCAUCUUGGUCCCACGCUAACAGGGUGCUACCACUGAAGCUCAUAUAAAACAAUUUUGGGCUUCAAUCGCCACAACCCUCUCGAUGACUUCUCCUGAAAAGCAUCCAAUAUCAACUCCUCCAAGGCCACCCACGGCUGAGCUGUGAUGUAUGGCUCAUAAUUUAUUUUUUUGUUUGUUUAUCCCUGUAAUCCAAGCUGUUACAUUGGCAGGCGACAACAAAUGAGCCGUGAUAUCAGUCAUCAGCCCGUCGACAGGAACGUUGCUCCUGAAAUCACACGAGUUAGUCACCCGAUGCUCCACACCUUUUCUCCAGUCCCAUGUCAGCGGUAGAGCAGGUGAAACCCAGCCAUGAGCCAUUUCAAAUGGUGCAGUUAGAAAAGAUGAACACAAACACGCAUGCUUCUUAUUAUUGCUGCUGGAAAGAGGAUCAAGCAAGUGAGGACAAAGAAAAAUAUUGCAUUUUAAAGUGUUAAAAGGGGUACUUCAACAUUUUUGGCAGCUUGUUCAGAUCUGUCUUUUAGUGAAGACCAUUGAAACUGAGGCUGAAAACAAGCUUGAUGCUGCAUUUUUUGUUUCCACCAAAUGUAAUCAUAUCUUGCUAGAAGAAUUCAGGUUCUUGAUAAGAAUUCAAGCACAUCAAGCAAAAAUGUCCCUUUUUCAGCUUCUCAACCAUGAGAAUUUAUUGUUUUCCUCUGUCUUUUAGACUUGUGACCCUUUAAAAGAGGAUUGUACUGAUUUAACAUUGCAAACUGAGACACUGACAAACAUUGUCGGACUCAAAACUCAGUUUAAAAAAAGAAAAGGAUCAAAAUCAAUUCCACAAAUUCCUCUAUUCCAAAAAUACUCUUCCUUUUCAAAAACUGGGACUUAUAAAGUAGCCUCAAUCUGCUGUCUUGAGAGACAAAUUAAUCUUUUAAAAGAAAGCAAAGUCUCUCAUCUCUCAGCACUGGUUAUGUCCUCUAGUUGAGAGCAGAACGAACAGAAAGUAAUGUUUUUGUCUUUGUUUUAUCCAAAUAAUCAAAGGAUAUCAAAUUAUUCAAUAAUUUACAAGAGAAGCAAGUAAACAUGAGGUUGAACUGAGCUUCCCUAGAGGUUGGGAAUAUUAUACUAUUAUAGAUUAAAUGAUUAAUCAGAAAAAAAUGGUCAAUACUUUAAUCAAUCAAGAAAAAAACAAUUUGUUAGAACCACAUAAUGUUUCAGCCAAAUGUGGCAGGUGAGAAAAAGAGACUUAAAGGUCCAGUGUGUAAAAUUUAG
Messenger RNA from Larimichthys crocea (large yellow croaker), 5731 nucleotides. Its product is annotated as XK-related protein 6. Gene Ontology annotation, biological process: phosphatidylserine exposure on apoptotic cell surface; engulfment of apoptotic cell; apoptotic process involved in development. Gene Ontology annotation, cellular component: plasma membrane. The record is from RefSeq and is a predicted model, not a curated record. The transcript is spliced from 4 exons. Lineage: Eukaryota; Metazoa; Chordata; Actinopteri; Sciaenidae. Bases 899 to 2605 code for a protein of 568 amino acids.